AGCCUAUUCGGUUAGUUGACCUAACUAGCCUGGUUCAGCCCACGACAAGCUAUCCGACCGGAGGUAUGAAUGGCUAAGCUGGACCGCAAGACUUCACGGCGGAUAGACUGAGCUCCACCGACCACCGCCAACAUUCCUCUCUCAAGCUCCCACCAUGUCGCCGAGGAAGAGGCCCCUGGUGUCUCUGAACAGCCGGAGGAAAUCACUGGACGACUUCUUCCCCUUCAACUUUCUGCCGGUGGAGUGCCAGCUCCACAUCCUCUCCUUCCUGAAUGAGGUCGACAAGUGCAGCUGCGCCCUGGUUUGCUGCAGCUGGAGCUGCCUCGUCCGCUCCUGGAAGCUGUGGAGGGUGGCAGACUACUCCAGACGCGGGGUCUUCCAUCUAGGACAGGAGGGGCUGCUUGUGUCCAAUCGGGAAUUUGAGCGAUGGAGAGCCUGGGUUCACCACUACACGCACCAUCUCAUUUCCCGUCGUGCCAGCUUGCUCACCCUGAAGGCCAGCUUCGACCUGGGGGAUAGGUGCAACAAAUGGGCGGAGCUGCUGAGCCACCUGUUGGACAAUGUCCACUGCAGAGACCUCAGCCAACUGGACCUCAACUGGACUUUCACCCUCCUCGAGCCCCUGGACCUUAGAGUCCACUCAAGCUCCGGCUCCCACCAGGAGAGCAUUACUAGGAUGGACCAGGUGGAUAGUUUCCAAGAGCUGCUGACCAAGUUUACCCACAGCUGCCCUCGCAUCGCCAAGAUGAGACUACAUUUUGACUGGUCUGAUUUGUCCGUCUCGUUGCUUACCCAGUUCCAGCAUCUGCGUGUCCUUGAGCUCAAGUACUUCUGGGUUUUCAAGGGAGUUACUCCCUCAGCGCUGCAAACCCUAACCAAAUCACUACCCAACUUAAAGUCUCUCACUUUGCACAUCCUGGUGCCAUUGAGGAACCUGGGAAUCUCCUACACGCUGGAGUCGCUGUCCCUUGAAUUCCUGGACGUCUCAUCCAGCAGGGGCUUGGUCUUCUCAUGCUUGAAGCUGCCUGUGCUGCGUGAACUUCGGGCCAAGAAGAUUUUCCGUGGCAUCACACUGGACCGGAGGACUAGGCUAAGGAUUCAGAGCAGGUGGCCAUGUCUUUACCAUGUGCUGCGGGAAGGAACACCAAAGCUUCAGGCCCUCAAUAAUGAGAGACUGCUGCCCACAUGGAGGGAAGAGAGCUAUGGGGAGCUGUCUGCCAUCCUAGAACAGUCAUGUUACUGUGUCCAGCAUCUAGACACCUGGCUCUGGUAAUCUACUGCUUAGCCUUCGAUGCUCCAGUGAUGCUUUGAGGCUUCAGUUCACCACCGCACUUUUGUGACAAUUGUCAAAUAGACCAAUGGAUCUUAAUAGAUUUGCUUCAAUUUAUUUUGCCUCUGUGUUGUAGUAAAGGAUUGCAGUUUCUCACCUAAAGCAUUUUUCCCCCAAAUGAUAUUGUACAAGACAUUAGUGAUGAAACUAUGUUAAAAUAGUUCAGAGUUCUCCAUCAAGAGUAAUAUUAAAUAAAAAAAUAAAUGUUUUACUCUUAGGAUGGUGUCAUUUUGAGUGAGGACAUGCUUGUGAGGGGGUAUACCUCUAUAUUCCUGGGUAUGAUACAAGUUUUUUUUUUCAUCUGAGAUUUCUAGAGUUUCUGGAAUGAGCAACAGAUUGACAAGCACUGCUUCAAAGAUAGCUGAUCUCCCUCCUCCUAACUCACUAGAUAUCAUCACCACAGGAAUGACACUUUAAGCACUUGCACCCCCCCCCCCCCCCGACCAGAUCACUCAUUCCAACUUCACCUCGCCAUUUUCCUCUUCAGCUGGAGAUACAGGACCCUCAGGUGAAAGACCAUUCCCACUGUGGUCUACACAAAGGACAAAUGACCAUAUUGACUUGGUCCUGUGUCAUUGCCUACCUGAAUAUAUUUUGCAUUUUAUGGUUUAUAAUGUGGGUGUAUGUGUGCAGCCAUGCAUUUUUGUGCUCUAUUUGAGUAUCAUGCAGUGUUUAUUUAAUCUUUGUAUAUGUUCUGUCUUGCGUCCUGUGUAACAUGAACCAGCCAUGGAUUUUCUUUUUCGCUGAAGACAGUAAACUAUCAAUUCAGGCUUCAAAGGUCUUUUGUCCUUCAUGGUGAGACAUUAUUUCCUAAUCAAAACACAUACAUACUCCACACAGGCUGGUUUGUGAGCGAUAGUGGGAAGGAGGGUCUGGUAAUAAGGCUGGUGAAAUCACUCGACGUCACCUUUUCUGUGACAAAAUUUCAUACUUUUUUUCAUAUUAUGAAAGGGUAGACCUUUUCAUGUUUUGGGUUUGAAUAUAGUCGGGCGAUAUUUCUACUCCAAGGAGAGCAUUUACCAGGGAAUUUGUUAGACGUGUGUGUAAAUAGUUUGUUUCAUUCCAUGACAGUUGAAAAGUUGUAUAGAAGAUAUAUUACAAUUUUUGAUAUCUCCUCUCUGAUGCAGUGAGUAAGCAUUUCAUCGCCACUGUGGAAGUUUUUCAUGAGGGUGUUUUUUUUAAGGUAGUUUUGCUUCACAUGACACUGGUGGUAAUUAUAACCCGAUAACUUGAAUAUUCGAUUUAUAAGGUGACUAGCUACUAAGUGUUGUAAGGUAUCCUUACUAAGAUUUCUAGUUCUUCAUUUGAAUUGAAAGUUUCCAUGUUAAAUUAUAUGGUAUUUUGAAAAGUGACCAAAGGCCCUCCCAACUAAAAUGCAAUUUUUUUGUUUUUUUUUAUUUCAAAUAAUUAUUUCAAAUCAUUAUUGUUGGAAGAUUGCUUGUCCUCAAAUUUUGUCAAGUUUUCAUGUUAUC
This is a messenger RNA of Lampris incognitus (smalleye Pacific opah), 2802 nucleotides long. RefSeq lists its product as uncharacterized. The transcript has 3 exons. Gene Ontology annotation, cellular component: SCF ubiquitin ligase complex. NCBI's taxonomy places the organism in Eukaryota, Metazoa, Chordata, Actinopteri, Lampriformes, Lampridae. Gene Ontology annotation, molecular function: protein binding. The record is from RefSeq and is a predicted model, not a curated record. The coding region runs from base 155 to 1273 and encodes 372 amino acids. Gene Ontology annotation, biological process: SCF-dependent proteasomal ubiquitin-dependent protein catabolic process; protein polyubiquitination.